Messenger RNA from Nematostella vectensis (starlet sea anemone), 900 nucleotides. RefSeq names its product CBY1-interacting BAR domain-containing protein 1-like. The transcript has a single exon. Lineage: Eukaryota; Metazoa; Cnidaria; Anthozoa; Actiniaria; Edwardsiidae. Gene Ontology annotation, biological process: cilium assembly. Bases 94 to 840 code for a protein of 248 amino acids. Gene Ontology annotation, cellular component: ciliary basal body; ciliary transition zone. The record is from RefSeq and is a predicted model, not a curated record.
GCGCGCGCGCAGCAAAACACGCGUUUUGCCAUAACAACAAAAAACAACAGAGACGCAGAAAAAAACCCAACCUAGUGCAGGCGCACAAAAGACAUGCUUUCCAGCCUUUACAUGUCACUAAAAACAACACAAGACGAAGAUGUGAGGAGUCACAAGGCAAGAGUAAAACUCGUCGAUCACCACUUCAAGCAAAUCGCCAAACGGACGCAGAAAUAUGCCACAUUUACCAAAAAGUCGGGCAGCCAAGGGGCGAAGCUUUGUGAAGAAAUCAAGGACUCAUUCGAAGAACUGGAGGAAAGGGACGUAUCAGUUCACAUCGAUAAAUUUUCCAAGUGUUAUUCAUCUGUGCAAAAGCUAAAAGGCGCGCUUUCACAGAACAUACAUGAAAGAAUCGCAACUGAAUUUAGAGUCUAUGAAACAAAGUGCAAUGAACUGAACCGUGAAAUUCGGGAGUGCGAAAACUUGAUUCACAAGCACAAGAACGAAGAGUGUAAUUUGGAAAAGAUGAAAAAUAGAGUUCCAAUGGAUAGGAGAAAAUUUGUCGAGGCUCAACUGCGCGAAGAUCAAGCCAAAAUAUCCAGUGCACACUCCAAGAAAAUGGUUCAAAGAAAGGUCGAGAGAUUUGAGCGGGAAAAACUAGAGGAUACUGGGAAAAUUCUCCGCGAGUUUGUGCGGCUUGAGAUGGAGUUUCACGCGCACGCGCUGCAGACGUUAACAAAGGCAUACCGACACUUGAUGAAUGUCACGGGAAACAGGGAUAAGGAGGAAAAGGCAAAUGCUACAGAACAAUGUGCGGACUCUUCAUCCGGAUCAAGGCUAUCCAUAAGCCAUCUGAACUGAGGGGAAACUCGGUGAUAAACCGAGGCAAAUUCAGUCAUGAAUAAACAACCAAUAACACAA